Molecule: messenger RNA, 1056 nt
Organism: Lactuca sativa (garden lettuce)
Lineage: Eukaryota; Viridiplantae; Streptophyta; Magnoliopsida; Asterales; Asteraceae
Source: RefSeq, a predicted model, not a curated record
AUGGCUUCUAAAGGAGCACGAAAUGAUCCAGCUUGGGUUCAUAGUGAAGAGGUACAAGUACCUGGAGAGGGUGCCAAAAAAGUUUACAAAUAUCUCAAGUGUAACUAUUGUAGCAAGGUCAUCAAAGGAGGGGGGGGGGUAAAACGAAUGAAGGAACAUCUUGCUGGAUCAUGGAAAGAUGUUGCACCUUGUGUAAACGUGCCCGACAUAGUAAAGGAAGAAAUGAAACAAUAUCUAAAAGCAUAUCAAGAUCAGAAAUUCACUAAGCAACGUAAUUUUGAGGAAUAUGUGGGUUGUGGAUCAUACCAUAUGAGCAAUAGCAAUAACAAUGUUAUAGGUGCAAAUUCUAGUCCUAGUGUUAGCACCAAGGGGGUUAGAGGCCCGAUAGACCAUUAUAUGGAGAUUCCACUUGAUGAUGACCAAGGGACAGUAGCGGUUGAGAAGAUGACACCAGCGAAGGCUAAAGAACACCGCAAUAGAGUUUGCUUGGAUAUUGGGCGAUGCUUUUAUGAGAAUGGGAUGCCAUUUAAUAUUGCAUCGAGUCCGGCUUUUGUAAAUAUGGUGCGUUCAAUUGCUAAUUAUGGUCGUGACUUAAAACCUCCUUCAGCACACGAGUUGGGCACUUGGAUUUUAAAAGAAGAAGUCAAGACAACCACUACAUUUGUUGAUGACAUAAAAGCUACAUGGAAGCAAACAGGAGUUUCAUUGUUAUCAGAUGGCUGGUCCGAUAUUAGAAACAGAAGCUUGAUUAACUUUCUUGUGAACAAUAAAUAUGGGACAGUCUUUUUGAAAACUGUUGAUGCAUCAGAUUGCAUAAAAAAUGCACAAAAGUUGUUCGAGCUACUUGAUGGUGUUAUUGAGGAAACCGGUGAAGAUAUUGUCAUUCAAGUGACCACAGAUAAUGAAAGCGCGUACAAAACUGCUGGUACUUUGUUGAUGGAGAAGCUAAAACAUUUAUAUUGGACUCCGUGUGCUGCUCAUUGCAUAGAUUUGAUGCUUGAGAAGAUUGGAGGGUUGCCACAAAACAAAAAUGCUUUACUUAAGGCGAAAAAGUAA